AAGCAGAAGAACCUAACCUAACACACAUUUUUAUUUUCGAUUUGGAAAACAGAAAAUUCUGCGAUGUGGUUUUGUAUGGUGUUUUGUGAUUCGAUUUGAUAUGAAUGAAAACUACGUAAAAUCUGUUCGCGAGUCACUGUACAAGGACAGAGAACAAAAAAAUAUGCCAAGAACAGCCAAGAAAAUUGCUUUUGCUCCUGCCGAGUACAAAUCCGAAUUUGCAUUCUCCUCUCCUCCAACGAAAAAGCAAAAGAAAACAGAAACGAACGGUAAAAUGAGAAAGAAGAAAAAACGGAUAGCUCCUCAGAGCAGUGACGAGUAUUUUGAGCCUAAAACAGCCCUCUGCCUCAAACUACCAAAAAGGAAUCAACCCCAUCGGUCUAAAAAACACUCUAAAAGGGAGAGAAAACUAUCUAAUGAUGAAAAUGGCAGGUAUUCUCUUUCCCCCUCUAAAUCAGAAACAGAUUUUAAAAGUUCUAAUUUCACCAAAGAAGAAAUUCUUUUUCCUAGAAGUAUAAAAACAAAAUUAUCAUCUGGAGAAUCAUACAUAGUACUUUCUGGCUCUGAAACUGAUGAUAGCCAAGGAUCUUUUACACUGAGUGAUUUUUUUGAUACACGUGAACAUAGUCUGAAUGAGUCAGUGACAGAAGCCCAUGCAGGCAUUGAUUAUGAAUUUGUCAGUAAUGGCUUGGAAAAUGCCAAAAUCAGUCAUGAAAAUAUAUUUUUCACCCCCUAUGAGGAUGAUGUGAAUGUUUUAUCUGAAGAUAUGAAGGUUUUAUCUGAAGAUAUGAAGGUUUUAUCUGAAGAUAUGGAGGUUAUGCCUGAAGAUGUGGAUGAAGAAACUCAGUCUGGAGAUGAUUUAGAUACUAGGGAAUCAGAUUUCAUGGAUAAAUGUGAAAUUGCUCAAGAAUCUAUGGAAAUUGUGAAAUAUUCCAAUGAAUCUAGUACACUUUUAGCUGAGACAAUUAAACCAUCAGAGAAUCUUAUAAAGAUAGUUGAAACUUUUGAAAUUGGAUGUGAUUUUCUGGUGUUGAUGAAAGACCAUGGAACUGUACCAUUUUUUGGUUUGUUCAGUGUCAAAGUUUUGCAAGGAGAAGUUGAAAUUCUGGGUUGUGUCUUGGAUGAGAACUCCAAAGAAAUCAGUGUUUAUUCCCCAAGAGGAUCAUCUCUCCUCUCAAUCAAAAAUUCAACUUGUAAUGGAAAGGAUGGGAAACUUUCAGAAAUAAUACCAACUCUAACAGUGCCUGAUUCUUUGAAAGAGAUUUAUAUCAAUAGUACUACUGCUGUUUUUAGAUGCAAAGGAAUAGAUGACCCAAAAAUUAGUUUCAUAGAAAAGCACAUUUCCCAGCAAAUAUUUCCAAAGACUGACAAGAAAGAAUUUCCUCAAGUUAUGUUUGAGCCCAAAGGUGACUGGAAUGUAGUGGUGGAAAAUAGUGAAUGGGAUACAAUUUUAGAAACAGUAACACCAUCUACAAAGUUAUUAGUAACAGGUGGUAAGGGGGUAGGAAAAAGUACAUUCAUCAGAUAUGCCAUCAACAGGCUUUUGAAUGCUCACAAAAAAAUCAGAGUAGUUGAUUUGGAUCCAGGACAACCUGAAUUCACUGUGCCAGGCUGUGUUUCUUACCUUACCUUGACUGAACCCAUUCUGGGACCCAAUUAUACCCAUCUCAAGCAAACUGAAAGAUCUUAUCUGAGCAGCAUCAAUGUUGGCCAUGAUCCUGAUCAGUACCUUUACAGUGUGAAAUUUUUGAUGAGGGAAGUGGAUAGCUUGCAGAAUCUCCCUACCAUCAUCAAUUACAUGGGAUUCACAUCAGGCAUAGGCCUCAAUAUCAUUUCAUCCGCCAUAACCUACAUCCUACCGACAGACGUCGUUCAGAUCGAUAGCGACAGCCACAAGAGAAAUUUCGCACACCCCUUAACUGUGGACACUGUCCAGCAAAAAUGCCGUUUGUUUGCGAGGAAUCGGGCAGACCAAUUGGACUACAAUUUGCACAAAAUCAGGGCGAUGACCGAUCAAAAAAAUGGCGGAUGGAAAUUGGAGCCGAGGCAAAGCAGAGAGAUGUGCGUUUUAGCGGAUUUGGGACGGAUGAUGACCGAUAGGGUUCAGUCCUUGACGGAUUGGAGGCUGCCGAUGUUCGAGAUAAACCUAAAUUCGAUCCACAUAACCGACCCCACCGGUGCCCCACUUCCCCCCGCAGCCGCCAACGCCAACUUAGUUGCCCUCUGCGCAAAACCCCACCCCCAAAAAAACUUAUUCGCCCGCUUAGGGCACGCCAUAGUCAGAGGCGUCGAUUUAUGCGAAUCCACCCUUAAAAUCGUCACCCCCGAAAAUAUGGCAACUUUGGAGGAGGUGCACCAUCUGGUGGUAGUGGGGGUGAGCGGGGUCGGUUUGCCCCCGGCGCUUUACAUGACGGCCGACGAGGUGGUAGGUCACGUGCCGUACGUCAGCGAUGGUCGGUUGGUGUCUUUGGGGCAGAUCACCAAAAGGUCAUAUCUGCCGGCCAAUAAGAAGUGAAGAAGAUAUAUUCCCGAUUAAAAUUGAUUUUUUGGGUUUUCAAAAGGUUGUUUUUCCAGGAUAAAAAUUUGUUUUCCCAGGAUACAAAUUCCUACAUACAAGUUGAAAUUCUGACAAAUAAGUUAUUUUUUCUACAAGCUCACGGAAAACUCACUUUUCCGCACAAGUUCGGAAAGUGCAUUUGUUGUUUUCCCAGGAUACAAGUCAGAUUUCUGACAUACAAGUCAAAAUCCUUACAUACAAGUUGAAAUUUUGAGAUACACGUCAGACUUCUGAUGUACAAGUCGAAAUUCUCAGACACCCAUUGAAAUUUUGAUAUACAAGUUAAUUUUUUUACUAGCGUACGGAAAAGUGUACUUUUCCGCACUAGUUUUCAUAAUUCUUUCAUUUGGGUUCUUGAACAGUUGUUUUCCCAGGAUACAAUAAGUCAGAUUUCUGACAUAUAAGUCGAAAUUCCUACAUACAAGUUGGAAUUUUGAGAUACAAGUCAGACUUCUGAUGUACAAGUCGAAAUUUUGACAUACAAGUUAAUUUUUAACACCCGCCGAAGGAUUUUGACUAGAUAUUUUGACAUUAACAAAAACUAUAAUUUCUUACAUAUUUUUCAAUUUUGCAAGAUACCAGUACAUAUUGACAUACAAGCCAAUUUCUGACAUACAUCAUAAGGGUUUUUGAUUUUUGACUUGGAAUUCUGACAGUUGACAUAUAAAAUUCUUACAUAGUUCAAAUCUGUUGGAAUUGACAUACACGUCAAAUUCUGGCAGUGACAUCUCAAACUUCUUACAUACAAGUCAAAAUUCUGACAUAUUCCUCAAAAUUCUUUUAUGCAAAACAAAAUCCCCAGAUCUGUCAAGAUUCUGAAAUGUCAGAAUGUUGUUUUGGAUUCCUCUAUUCAAGGCUUGUUUCUCUAAUUCUGAUUUAAAAAUGAGAAUGGUGACUUACCUAAUAUAAUUAUGAUGUGCCAGAGUCAAUUUUGUUGUUGUUAAUUUCUUAUAGAAUAUUCAAGAUUAAAAAUAGGUUAUUAUUUGACAUUAAUGUCUAUUGUUUUCGACUUUAUCAAAGUAUUUUAUAAACGACCGUUUUUCUAUUUUAUUUUUAUGAAACGGUUUUUGAAAUAGUUAUGUAAUAUAAAGCAGAAUGAUUUGUUAUGAUGUAUUUUUAUGGAAAAUAUUAUAACAUGAACAAACUCUCUUGAAAAAGUUGGAAUUACUGCACUGCAGUGAGAAAAUUAAACAACAUUUCCCAGUUAUAGUGGAGAAUGAUCAUCACCAUUUCAAAUAAUAUAAAUAAUGAAGACUUCAUGAAAUCCUACUGAAAAUAAAAUGUUCUGAACAAAUUCUUGAAGAAUGAGUUUGGAAACAUUUAUUAAUAAUUCAAUAUCAAAUAAACUAUUCAGUAAAUCAACACUCACCUUGUCUAUUUUAUAUUCAGUUUCUGCAUUCCACAACAAAAUUGAGAUUCUCUUAGGGAAUGUGAAAUGAUGGAUGAAGGUUUGGGUUAGGGUCUAAAAAAACUCUGAACUGAAUACAAAUUUUAAAUAACACUUUUCUUUAUUGAGAUAUCCAAUUCAUAUCAUUGAAUUGACUGAUACUCAUGCUAUUUAUUGUUUUUCAGUAUAUUCAUUCAUCUUACAAAAUUCUUGUUCAAUAAUAAUUCAUAAACAUAAUAAAUGUAAAUAUAAUAUUAGGUAUAUAAAAUAAGGUUUCUUCCUAAUUUUAAUCUUCAUCAUUCAACAGCAUAGACACAAGUUCAGGUUUUUCACACUGACCAACUUCUAGUCUCUGUGGACAGCCCCAUCUAACCUUUAAAACAAACAACAAAGAUAAUAAUAUCAAUAACAUACAACCUUUGACUGAGUGGCAGUGUUGUGUAUACUAUUCCUAUAGUAAUAGUUCUAUUACUUUCGGAUCCCAUCUAUUACGCUAUUACGUACACUCUUAAAUAAUUCCAAAUCUAUUACUAUUCCAACAGAACGUCAUUAUUCACGGAUUCAUGCACAUUAUCUGUGAGUUCUGUGAAUAUUGACAAUUGACUUCGUAUGACAUUCGAAGUUUAUCCAUGAAAUAAAUUGUUUCUUUUUCAUCUUUCUACGUAUAGGCAUGAUACUAAAACCAAUUUAAGAAUAUUUUGUGACUGAUGCUCUUGUGAUAAUUAUUUGGUUCAUCAGUUAUUGAAUGGAAGUUCCUUUGUUCGAAGUUCAUUCAUGAAAUGAAUUUUGAUGAGUUCUUUGAUGAUUUCAUUCUCCUAUUAAAUAUUCAACUUCAAUACAUUGUUUUAUUCGUAUUGUGAUGAAAAUAAAUAAUAUUUUCGAAUACUUAUAAUAGAUAAUUAAGUCAUACAGAAGUGAGCUCCUGCGCAUGCGCAUAAGGCAAUGUGACAUCAAAAAGUAAUAGAUUUUCAAAAAAUAGUAAUAGAUUGCAAAAAUUCUCUCUUCUGGCAGAAUCUAUUACUAUUUUGUCUUUGAAAAUAUUACUUUUCUCAUUUUGACUGACAUAUGCAACACUGCUGAGUGGUUUAAUGUUUGUUUGAGAUCUUACCAGGGUGGGCAGCCCUAUCAAUUUGGUUUUGGGGUCCUUCCUGAAAGGACAAUUCGGGUCUUUCCAUGUCGGUCUGUCGCCCACUUCCACAUAGACAAAAUGGGAGGAAGGAUCACACUUUUCCAGUUCUGCAUCGAUUACUGGCUUUGCUUUUUGGCAAUCGUCGCACCAACUUUCCCCGUUGGGUAGUUUCGAGCCAGAGAAAUAAAUGUGCACUGUUUGGCCCUUGCUAUCGAACGUUUUCAAAAACUCCACGAAAUUGUCGUAGCCUUCUACGUGAUGUGUUAUGACCAUUUUUCUAGAUAUGAUUUCCACUUACUUGGAAAGCUCCUACACCCUUUAUGGUUUUCCAGAUUGUUCUCAAUUGUUAACAAGUGGUCAUAUGAUAAUGAUAAUUAUAUUUUUAUCUUAUUAUCUUUGGGAUUAAUUAGUGGGCUACUGGAAAAUUUUGUAAAACCUUGUUUUUUUUGUAAAUAAUUUAAAAACCUAACCUCUAUUUGUGACAGUGACAGAUUCCGACAUGUCUACGUUAUCGUCCGCCGGUUAUGUUCUAUCGUGCUAUCGACAUAUUCAAAUAUCAAUGAUUCGGUAAGAACGCAUAUUUGGACCAAUGAGAACGAUUCCAACUAUGGCAGUCAUUUCAUACAUCGGCGUCUCGGAGCAGGAAUGUACAGGCAAGUUG
Molecule: messenger RNA, 5734 nt
Organism: Phaedon cochleariae (mustard beetle)
Lineage: Eukaryota; Metazoa; Arthropoda; Insecta; Coleoptera; Chrysomelidae
Source: the annotation of a GenBank genome assembly